Capronia coronata CBS 617.96 is the source of this 1278-nucleotide messenger RNA. RefSeq names its product alpha 1,2-mannosyltransferase. Lineage: Eukaryota; Fungi; Ascomycota; Eurotiomycetes; Chaetothyriales; Herpotrichiellaceae. Gene Ontology annotation, molecular function: alpha-1,2-mannosyltransferase activity. Gene Ontology annotation, cellular component: membrane; Golgi apparatus. Gene Ontology annotation, biological process: protein N-linked glycosylation; protein O-linked glycosylation; cell wall mannoprotein biosynthetic process. Bases 1 to 1278 code for a protein of 425 amino acids. The transcript is spliced from 3 exons. The record is from RefSeq and is a predicted model, not a curated record.
AUGGCGACGGGGUCAGCGAGAUACCUCCGUUAUAUUCUGUUUGCCGCAUUCGGCAUCGCCAUCCUCUAUCUCAUCUCCACUUCAUCGUUACCCUCCUAUGCACAGCCUCUCACCUCGGGAGGUAAAUUCUCCUGGGACUCGCCAAAGAAUGAAAAGCCCUCUUCCAACCCGAAUGAUAUAUCAGACGCCUUCUCCGCUCCGAAGAAAUCAUCUGCAACCUCCGAAGAAACAAAACCGUUGCAAUCCAUCACACCUAACAUCAAUCCUUCCGCCAUAUUCGAACUGUCCCCACCUGCGCCUGGGGAACGUGUGAAUGCUACGUUUGUAACGCUGGCAAGAAACUCGGAUAUCUGGGAGAUCGCUCGUUCCAUUCGACAAGUGGAGGAUCGAUUCAAUAGAAACUACAAUUACGAUUGGGUAUUUCUCAACGACAAACCCUUCGAUGAUCAGUUCAAGAAGAUCACCACGUCCUUGGUGUCCGGAACGACACAUUAUGGUGAAAUCCCCACCGAGCACUGGUCUUUUCCCCCAUGGAUCGAUCAGAAGAAAGCCGAGGCUGUUCGGGAAGAUAUGCGUCGCAGGAAGAUCAUUUAUGGCGACUCUAUCAGUUACCGCCAUAUGUGUCGAUUCGAAUCCGGCUUCUUCUUCCGUCACCCACUGAUGCAGCAGUUUGAGUACUACUGGCGAGUCGAACCAAGCGUGGAACUGUUCUGCGACAUUCAUUAUGACCCAUUCCGCUUCAUGAAGGACAACAAGAAGAAGUACAGCUUCGUGCUCAGCUUGUACGAAUAUGUCGAAACGAUUCCCACUCUCUGGGACAGCGUCAAAAAGUUUAUCAAGGCACAUCCGGAGCAUAUCGCACCCGACAACUCCAUGGCCUUCCUGAGUGAUGACGGUGGUGAGACGUACAAUAAGUGCCACUUUUGGUCCAACUUCGAAAUCGGUAACCUUGAUUGGCUCCGAUCCCAAGCCUACAUCGACUUCUUCGAAUCCCUUGACAAGGAUGGCGGCUUCUUCUAUGAACGUUGGGGAGAUGCUCCCGUACACUCUAUCGCCGCGGCUCUUCUCCUCCCCAAAGAUGACAUACAUUUCUUCAACGACAUUGCUUACUACCAUGUGCCUUUUACUCACUGCCCGACUGGGGAAGACGUUCGACUGAAACUCCGAUGUCACUGCAACCCCGCCGACAACUUUGAUUGGAAAGGCUACAGUUGCACAUCGCGAUACUUUGACCUGAACAAAAUCGCCAAACCUGAGGGUUGGAUGGAUCAAGUAUGA